This is a messenger RNA of Anoplophora glabripennis (Asian longhorned beetle), 619 nucleotides long. Its product is annotated as jupiter microtubule associated homolog 1-like. NCBI's taxonomy places the organism in Eukaryota, Metazoa, Arthropoda, Insecta, Coleoptera, Cerambycidae. The transcript has a single exon. The record is from RefSeq and is a predicted model, not a curated record. The coding region runs from base 131 to 589 and encodes 152 amino acids.
UCGAUUAGAUAAUACCUAAGUUUAUCAAUUAAAUUCGCACAGUCCAUUUUGUACGUUUCGUGUAUUAAUAUUAUAUUUAGCCCUUACAAUUAGAGAAGAAAGUUUAAGGUUAAUUAAUCCUUUCAGGACAAUGGCAAAUAUUUACGUCGGCUUUCACGACCAGAGGAGCAGCAGCAGGGUUUUGAAGCCCCCAGGUGGCGGAUCCUCAGAUAUUUUUGGCACAGGCCCAGUCAAAGCCAAAAACGAAGAAAUUAAAUCCGCCCCAAACACCCCUUCAAAGAACGACGUGGAUACAAAGAAUCAAAUCAACCCCGAGGAAAAGUCUGAUAGUGAUAGCGUAACUAACAACAAGCAAGUGGAACAGUCGAAUUCUGAAGAACUUAAGAUUGAAAAUUUGAGCAUCAACGAAGAAAACGGCGAAAAACUGGAAGACCGUCCAAGUGAAACCAAGGCAACAUCAAAACCCGAUACUAUAAGCAGUAUUAUCAGGCAAGACGACCAAGUCGAAGUCCAGAGUCCAGUUAUUGAACCUGAGAAGAAAACUCCACAACGCGUACCACCAGGUGGAUAUUCGUCUGGUUUGUGGUAAUUAAUUUUAAGUAUGUAUCCCGCUAAACAA